Messenger RNA from Eriocheir sinensis (Chinese mitten crab), 4615 nucleotides. RefSeq lists its product as uncharacterized. The transcript has 7 exons. The coding region runs from base 1108 to 1971 and encodes 287 amino acids. Lineage: Eukaryota; Metazoa; Arthropoda; Malacostraca; Decapoda; Varunidae. The record is from RefSeq and is a predicted model, not a curated record.
ACCCUGGGUACACACAUCUUGGUGACCCACGCACACAUGCCAGCGUUGGGGCAAUGUCACGGCCCGCGCGGCGAGUGGCCGCCGACAGCCUUGUCAAGAUUAAUUAAAAGCGGGAGGAGGGAACAUUUUUAUCAUAUUAUAUUUUUUUUCUAUGGGGGAGGCGUUAAAUUAGUUUCACUAUUAACUUGAAAUACAUAAGCUAGUUGCCUCCAGUCUGUUGCCUACUAUCAGACAACCGAAAUGCAAGAGGAGAGCCACACCGUCACCAUGUGCUGGCAAACACUCCGAGGCAGUGGUUCUCAACCGUUGUCUGUGCCCACGCCCUUUUCAUCUCAUGAAUUUGUCUCGGCUCCCUGGUCAGAAAAAAAUAUAUAUAAUUAGGCUAUUAUUAUCCGACAUAACUAUGACGGCAAUUAAUAUACUUUACCAGUUAUUGUAGCAUGACUUAACCAUAGACUCCAUGUGGUUACGAAUUUUGUUGACAGACAAAAUGACAUUCAUAUAAUUCCAGCCUCCUUGUUAUUAAGAUAUUGAAUUAUUGAUCAACAAGAGUGGCACCCCCAGGUGUGUGGGUUCGUACCCCCUGGGGGUACCGGCACCCCCGGGUUAAGAACCGCUGCUUUGAGGUGUCAUCCUUGGUGAAUUAUAUAUUUGUACCACACUGUAUCACAUAGGACUAUAUCAAACGUGAAGUCAUUGGGAUGAGUUCGGUGUUCCCCGUCCAAGGAACACCUGAGCUCCGUUCACCGCUGUGACCUUCGCCAAAGGCAGUGAACUUCUUGGCUCCGCAACACACAGAGGUCACGGCCGUUAUUCUGCAAGCAGCUCGGGGCCGACGGUGCCUCGCCGCGGGUUACAACAGGAACAAUGGCCAGUAGUCGGCGGACUGAUCCUACUGCUAAGUUGUCGGGGAAAGUAAAUAAAAAAGUUCUGAAAAUAUGAAUAAAACCCAAAAGACGAAUCCGUGCAGGAAGCAAAUAAUUCAAUGUCUCAACAGCCCACGCACCGCAUGGACAUCCCAGCCACUGCAUGUCUAACCAUUUCCGUGAAGAAUAAGAAGCGAGCCUUCUCUCCCUCCUCAGGCCCCAAGAGAGAACUGCCCCGGUGAUGGCCGGCGUGUGGCUCCGGCCCGGCCCCCUUCAGGCAGGGGUAAUCUCGGACACUCCCCCCCAGCACGGCCCUGCCCCCGCCUCCCCCAGCCAGCCCCCGCGGCCCCGACUCACGGUGAUGAACGCCGCCCUGGCAGCCCGGGACCUCAGAGGCUCAUUGAGGACACCUUCAAUAAGGGACAACAAGAGGAAAACAACAGACAAGUCCUUGGUGACGCCCAGAGACCCAAGGCGCAGGCACCGAGGCGCUCCACCCCACGGCAACCGGCGCCCCCGUCGUCGACCCUCACAGCCGCCCAAAAGGCCUCCGCCCGCCACGCCCGCGCCCCUCACAUGGCCGAUCAAGACGCCAGGAGGGAGGAGGAGAGGCUCCCGAACCUUAAGACUCAAACGCUCGGUGGUCCAGGGAACAAUAGUGCGCUACAGUGGCUCCAGGAAUGUCAAGUUCCGGCUCCAGGGGCCCCUCGCCCUCUACCUCACGCUGGCCCCGUCAGGCGGCGGCCUCACACUUAGCCACUUUCAAGCUGACCGCUCGUGCUUCCAGGUCCACAUGUUUGAGGAGAUCCCCGCCAGCAGGGAGGGCGGCUGGCCGGUGAUGCUGCAGGUGCACGGCGGCGGCUACCUCCACGCCAACGCUCCCGGCCUCCUCUCUUUAAGGACCAGAGCAGCGGGCGUGGCUGCGGUGACACACGUAGACGGUUCAUUCUUCCGCCUCAGCUCCUACACUGGUGACAACACUAUAAAUAUGAAGCACAUACUCACAGGACUCCACAUUCAGGCCACGGUGAACGCUGUGUCCCUGGUCAGUGCCAACCCUGCCGCAGCUGAAGGAAUGCUCUUUCAUGAGUUUGAGUGCACCUGACACCUGGGGAAAGUUACUGAUGGUGGUGUCAUUCUCCAGCAUGAUGGUGUGGUGUGGGCUGCCCAGGUGACACGGGGAGAGUCUGACUGGGUACUGAGCAGCUUCACUUCAUAUACACUCAGUAUCUGUGUAGCAAAGGUGUGGCUUAACCCGGUAGCAGCGAGGAUCAUGUUUCUGAAUGGUCCCUCCAAGUGAGAAAAAUGAAAAAAAUCACCCCUCACACAAACCAUUUUAUAAUAUAUAUCAAAGCAUUUGUGAUCUGAUUAUGUAUCAUCUAUUUUUUGGGGUAAAUAUCAUGGGACAAAUUUGGCCCGUCGCUGCUACUGGGUUAAAUUACCACCACAAUGAGCGAUGCAGCAGACGCUCAGAGGCACAGCAGUGUACGCUUCAAUGAGGCACCGUGAAGGAUGGGAGCUUCAGUGUUUUGGUGCUCACGGGACGGAGGGAAUGGGAGGGUGGUGAGGAGAGGAGGUGAGGAGGUGGAGGAACAGAAAAUCACUUGGCUUUCAAUAAAACCACCUACAUCAGUAGCUAAUUCUGAUCUACUAAACAAUGGUGCUUCUGUAAGGGCAAACAACUGCUCGGAGCUGCAGCCUUGUGAGCGUCUAAGUGUGAUGCUGCAAAGUGUGGAGCUGAGCCGUCCUGGAAACAGUGUGGGGAGGAAUUACUGAUGCUGUGGGACAACGGCUGAGGCUUAGAAUAACUGUCUCUACGUAGUGUUGGAGUAAAGGAUCUCAUUUAAUUUAAGGGUAUCAUAGAGGGAUAGAUGAUGAUUAAUUCUAUCUGCUUAUUUUCUUUUCUUAUUUAUUUAUUUUUUUAGGUACCUGCAAUGUUUUUUUAUUUAUGUGAAAUACAUGUCAUCUGUAUUUUUCAGUUAAAUGGCAGACUAAAGUUUGCUAUGUAUGUGAGUGUCACAAUGAACAUCCUGAUCUAAACAUUAGAGUGUGUGUGUGUGUGUGUGUGUGUGUGUGUGUGUGUGUGUGUGUGUGUCCUACAGCUCUGAGAGAAACUAAAGAAUGUGGGUUAUUGCUGCGGGUAUCUCAUGUUUUCACUGUGACUCUGUGUAGCAGUCAACAAUGAUGAUGAUGAUGGUGAUGACAAGUGACAAUGAGUAUAAGUACAGUUCCAUUUCAGUGAGACAUCUAUUAAGUCACAACAUUUAUUCUGCUGGGCAAGAAACACCAAGUAUUUUUAACAAGGCAGCUGAGGCAGCCAUCUAACAUGACCUGCCAUGGGUUUCAGAGGCCAUGUAUUAUCAUUUUUUAGGGAAAACCUUUAACAAAACACUGGAUAAGGAUGAUAAUUUGACAAAGCUUGUUUCAGACCUCACCCGAUUUUCACCAUUUGAUUUUUUACUAAGAUAAUUACAGCACAUGUGGACCUUGGUCUCUGGGUACUGGCGGGACCUUCACACACCACACACCCCAUCGCCCUUGCACAACGCGAGAAAACGUUUGCUGCCUCGCAGGAAACACUUCACCUGCAGGUUUUAUCCUUGAGCACCUCUUUAUAAACAAUAAUUAUCCACAUCUUGCUAAUAAAUCAUACUGACAGAAAUGGGGCGAGGUCUGAAACAAGCUUAGCCAAAUGAUCAGGCUUAUCCGACGCUUUGCUAAAAGUUAUUCCCGAAACAUGAUAUUACAAGGCCUCUGAAACUCCCGGCAGGUUGGCGGGGUGGUAUAAUUUGAGAGCCUUAACCAUCCCCACACACUCUGACAAGCACCAGAUGUCUUCAGGUUCAAUGUUUAGCAGGACAUUUUCAGUAAAAUUCAUAGUCUUAAAUUCCUACUUCCUUCCACCCUAUUUCCUGAAGAAAAUGUUUCUUGUAAGAAAAAACAAAAAUUAAAUAUGUAUGGGUAACUUAAAAUUUACAUUGAAGAGAAAUAUAUCCUGUAAAAAAAAAUGUGUAUAUAAUGACCCAUCAGACACAGACCCCCUAAAAUAACACUUGUGUAUGUGGAACCCUACUGGCUGAAUGGACAGAGUGCUGCUUCCAACCUCACUGGUGGUAGACUUACUCCCAGCUGGGGUAAAGUUCAUCCCCCUGUGCCCCCGAGGCUUAAAUGAAUUUCUUGUGUAUUGUGUACGUAACAGCACCUCUCCACUGGUGGCCUCCUACUGAUGCCCUUCAAAAAGUCACCCUCUUUCAUCCUCAUCACAUGUCCAAAUUGUAUAAGAACUUUGCACCUCCAGCUUAUCCAGGUUUUAAUCCAACUCAAAAAUUUAUUGGUCAUUCUGUGAGGUAACUCUCAGCUUACUUAACAAUCUCUUGCGAGGAACUCAUUCAAAUGUUUAACCGAAACCUUGAUAUACCACAUCAUGUCUCUGGAUCCUCAAAUCAAACUUGACUGAAUCAAAAUGCAUGCCCCUUCAGAUAUGAUAUUUUAUUAAAGACACUUGCCUAGUCAUAUAAAUAUAUUACAAAAAUAGUUCACAAAUUAGUAUCGGAUCACAACAAAAACAUAUGAACCGGCAUUGUUUCAGCAACACACAGACGCAGCAGAGUAAGAACCUCCUUUGGGUGAUCGUGAGCAGAGUAAGCACUUGUUAAAGGUGAGGAUGUCUUGAAAGGAGGGAUUUUUUUUUUUUUACAGUAAAGGAAACAGCUCUAGGGCAAAAAAAAAAAAAAAAAAAAAAACAAAAA